Trematomus bernacchii (emerald rockcod) is the source of this 552-nucleotide messenger RNA. Its product is annotated as olfactory receptor 51M1-like. NCBI's taxonomy places the organism in Eukaryota, Metazoa, Chordata, Actinopteri, Perciformes, Nototheniidae. The transcript has 2 exons. Gene Ontology annotation, cellular component: membrane. Gene Ontology annotation, biological process: G protein-coupled receptor signaling pathway. The coding region runs from base 1 to 552 and encodes 183 amino acids. Gene Ontology annotation, molecular function: olfactory receptor activity. The record is from RefSeq and is a predicted model, not a curated record.
AUGACGAGUGUGCUGUCUUUGAUUGCCUGUUUCUGGGUCUUUGUUAUUACUGUUGUACUUAUUGUCGUCGGCCUUCUAACAAGACUUUCCUUCUGUAAGUCUGUGGUUAUUAACAGCUAUUUCUGUGACCACGGCCAGAUAUAUCGGAUGGCCUGCAAUGACUAUAAACCUACUUAUUACUUUAGUUGGUUUUUAGUAGUUCUAAUUCUUUGGCUUCCAUUCACAUUUAUUUUGUUUACUUAUUCAUGUAUCGGCUAUGCAUUGUCUAAAGUUGCCACAGUUCAUGAAAGAGUGAAGGCCUUUAAAACCUGCACAGCUCAUCUUUCGUUGGUGGUAAUCUAUUUCGUCCCAAUAUUAGUCACAUUUACUUUGGGUUCACAAAUACCUCCAAAUGCCAGGAUUCUAAACCUGUCUCUGACCUCUGUCUUUCCUCCAAUGCUGAAUCCAAUCAUUUAUGUUUUGCAGACGCAAGAAAUCAAAGAAUCUAUGAAAAAAAGAUUGAAAUUUAGAAAGAAAUCCCAAAUUACAGUGAAGAGAGAAAUCAUGAAAUGA